AUGGUGUUUGGGGAACACAGUGGAAGCUUUGCCAAGACUUUUUGUGAUUUAUUUGAGAAAGCUAGAGCCCUUCGUGCAAUUUAUUUAUUUGGAGCAUCGUCAUAUGCUAUGAAGGACAUGUUGAACAAGCUUCCAAAGCAUAUUCAUCUUCGUUACCUAAGGAUCAAAUCUGAUGGCACUGAAGAUGACACAAAAGACAUAGACUUUAAUCUUAGUGCUCUGACUAGACUUUAUCAUUUAGAGGUCAUAGAUAUGCAGGAAUUCAAAGGUCACUAUGGUUUCACUUUCACUUUCACAAGACAUAUGAGCAACCUUGCAAAGUUGCGCCACUUUUUGGUGCCACAGGAUAAGCUUCAACUUCACUCUAACAUAGUUGAGGUGGGAAAACUAAAAUUAUUGCAAGAGUUAAGGUGGUUUGAAGUUGGAAGAGAGACUAAGGGUUUUGAACUAAGUCAGCUUGGUCAAUUGUCAGAACUUGGAGGUUCACUUUCCAUUAGUAGUCUUGAAAGGAUACGGGCAAUGGAGGAUGUGCAUAAGGCAAGAUUGAAACAAAUAAAACAUUUGCACAAGCUAACACUAGAAUGGGAUGCCAAUCGACCUAAGAAAGAUACCAUACAUGAAGAAAAUGUAUUGGAGAUUCUUAUACCACCUAGUGCUCUUAAAGACCUUUGCAUUAGAGGCCAUGGAGGAGAGUUCUCUCUAGUUAAUGAGCAGCGUGAAGAAAUUUUGAAUAAUAAUAUCUGCCAUGAUAAGUUUCAAAAUUUGAAGAGUCUGGAACUAGUUAUGCUACCAAGUUUAAGAAGCUGGAUUGUCAAGGCACCUUGUCAUUUGUUUGCUCAAUUGGAGGUGCUUGUCAUUAGGGAUUGCCGUGAACUAACGGAAUUGUCAUUUUCACAUUAUGCUUGCUGUCAGCAACAGAAAGAGGCAAAGAUAAAUUGGUUUCCUAGACUACGGGAGCUCAAAAUUAAAAAAUGUCCAAAAUUGUUGUCUUUUCCUCCUGUUCCUUGGACUAGGGCUCCGUGCUCAGCUGAGAUAGAAGGAGUUGGUUCAGGCCUUGAGGAACUUGUUUGUAAAGAGAAUUACAAAUCUGAAUAUCGCUUGAAAAUUAAGAUGAAGGGUGCUCUGGUUAGUGAGUUAUGGAAUAUGUUGGCCUUUGAUAAUCUAAAUGAAGUAAAAGACUUGAAGAUGGACACAUGCCCUCCUCUCCCACUGCAUCACUUCCAAAUGCUAUCAUCCCUAAAGAGCCUCAGGUUAUACGGAGCUUCAAGUAUUGUCUUUCCGUUGGUAGAAGGUGAGAGGCAUGCCGAAUAUCAAUCUCCAGUUGAACGCAUAGCCAUUGAUGGGUGGGAUGCUAGUGCGAAAGAAUUGACACAGCUACUGACUUAUUUCCCCAAGCUCUCUGAACUGAACAUGCAGUCAUGUAAGAAGAUUACUGGGCUAGCUGUAGUGGAGAAGCAGGCAACAGAAACACCUGCGCUGGUAUCUUCAGAUAAUAAAGUAGACGACGAUGUAGAAAUCGAGCAGCAGGAAGACACAAGAGGAGAGGAGGAAAUAGACGCAUCAUCAGCAGAAGGGCUGCUGCUCUUGCCUUCCCAACUACAGAUGUUGUCCAUAUCCCGCUGCCCAGAGCUGAGCCUCUGCUCAUGCUCCGGUCCAGCCGACUACAAGUACAACAAAGAAGCAGGACGAACUAGUACAGGAAGAGGGCUCCAAGCCAUCCGGUGGCUGCCCAAGGAUGGCCUCCCAAUUUCACUGCAAAAGUUGGAGAUAGUCAACUGUCUAGCCAUCCGGUCUCUGCCCAAGGACUGCCUCCCAAGUUCACUACAAGAGUUGGAUAUAAGCUAUUGUCCAGCCAUCCAGUCUCUCCCCAAGGACUGCCUCCCAAGUUCACUGCAAAAAUUAGUGAUCAAAGAAUGCCCAGCCAUUCGAUCGCUGCCCAAGGCGAAUGACCUACCAAGUCCACUCCGAGAAUUGGAUGUCCGGGAUAGCGAAAACGAGGAGCUAAGAAGGCAGUGCCGCAAGUUGAUUGGAAUCAUUCCAGUUGUCUACGCCUGA
Molecule: messenger RNA, 2055 nt
Organism: Miscanthus lutarioriparius
Lineage: Eukaryota; Viridiplantae; Streptophyta; Magnoliopsida; Poales; Poaceae
Source: the annotation of a GenBank genome assembly